CCAGACCACCACGGAAAAUGGCGACUGUGAAAUAGAUGGAAGACGAAAGUAAGAAAUUAUUCAAUGCAUCGUAUUAAUUGUGCCCCGUCUCCAUCCGCGCCGCUCGGAGGUAACGUGGGUUUGUUUUUCGUCGUUUCACCGAUAUCCGCGUCGCGAGCAGCGAGUAAUGGCUGUCACCAGCGGUAGUUUAGCCUGAGGAAUAGGUUUUGGUCUGGAACAGAAUGGUCUGCAGCUCCUGCAAGCAGCAUCCAACGAGCCAGCGUGAUACAAACGCCGAGGAAAUGCAACGAGAUCCGCGCGGAACAAAGUGCGAAUAACCCGAUCUGCUCUGAAAGUCAUGGCAGCAGAAAUGUCAUGUCUGACAGGUGUUGAAGAAGAUGACAAAGACGCCGAACCUGAGAUCAAUGCCUUGUCGCUCCUGCAAGAGCCUGUGAGAAUGGCCCAAGAGUCAGCCUCUUCCUCUGAUUCUUUUGGCAAGCUUUCUCUAAAACAAAACAGUGUCCUAGAUGUUCUGUCAAACACAGAUAUGUUGUCUCCAGUUGGCCUUGGAAAUGGACCUUCUUCGCAUCAGGCUACCCAAGCCAAUGAACUCAAUAGCAUUUCCACAGAGAAAGAGGAAGAAAAGAGCAUCACCCCAUUAAAAACUGUCCAGGAAAUUGACUCUGCAGGAAUUUGGGGUUUUGACUCAGACUCACCUGAGAACUCAUUGGAUAAUUUUAGUGGUGCCAGUGACCUUCAUUGGAACCCUCACAAAGAGUUUAUGCAGUUUCUGUGGGAGAACGAUGAUGAUUCUCCGGAUGAGGAGUCGAAGGAUGACGUCCUUCCGACUAACAGCCAAAGGAGAAGGAAGCGGAAAAUGGACAUGGUUGUCAUGGUGGAUCCCUCAGAAGACCUUUACCCUGAUCUGAGCCAAAAGUCAUCUGAGGAAUUGUCUGACGGUGAAGGCCCAGUGGACUCCAGUCAUGUCAGAAAGUCAAGGAACUUCUCUAAAUCACAGUCGUCAGAAACAGGGAGUGUUCCCAAGUAUCCCAAUGGCACUGUAAAGGCCAUCAAGGAAAUUCUUUACAAUGCUCCAGCAAGAAAUUCACAUGAGAACAAUAUAAGUCACAGGCUUUCACCAUUGAAGGGGAGGCUCACAAUAAAUUCUCAUUCAGAGGAGAAGCCAUCAUGUUACACAUGCCCAAAAUGUAAGAUCGUUUUCAAGAAAGAGCAUCAUUUACAUCGUCAUAUGAAGUCUCAUGUUGACCCUCCGAAUAUUUCGCAAAAGCCUUAUAUAUGCCGUGAAUGUGGACAGUCAUUCAGACAAAGUGGUUCACUUAUUGAGCACAUGUCCAUCCACCAGGACAAGAGAGCAAGACUCACCGAAGAGAUCAGAGGCACGAAUUACAAGAAGAAAGAUGAUAAAAAUGUGAAGCUUUUCUGCCCUCAGUGCCCAUUUGUAACAAACUGCCCAAACACGUUUGUUCAACAUGCGAAAACACAUGAGAAAGACAAGAGAAAGUAUCGAUGUGACAAAUGUAGCUUCAGGACUUUCAAUGAGAAUGAUCUUAGGAGACAUACUGUUAUGCAGCACACUGUUGUAACUGUUAGAAAACAGAUCCAGAACCAUGACCCUGAAACAUUUUCCUGUAACAUUUGUUCUUACAGAGCUUUUAGCAAAAAUAUUUUUAAGAACCACCUUCUGCGGCGCCAUCAACAAACCUUUGAGGAAUACAAAGCUACACAGCCUAGUCAAAAAACUGCACAGGAAUACGAAGCUACACAGCCUUGUGAGAAAAAUUCACAGAUCCAGAAUCAUGAAUUUGAAUCAUACUCCUGUAACAUUUGUUCUUACAGAGCUUUUAGCAAAAAUGUAAUGAAGAAUCACCUUCUGCGACGUCAUCAACAAACUUUUGAGGACUAUGAAGCUACACAGUUGAGUCAAAAAAACGGGCAGCCAUCUAAGGAACAGUAUGUUGCUCGUAAAAGUCCUGUAGAAGAUGCAGAAUUCAUGUCUAAAAUCUUAAUCAAAAAUCAGAUCUCCACUAGAAGAGCCUGUUCACCGACUGAGUCCAAUGACAUUUCAGACUUAUUCAAAAAUAGCAAGAUUAAGAGAACUUACAAGUCUCAACUAAUGGAAUCAAAGCUUGACAAGUCCAUUAACGUUCUCCUGUCCAGACAACAACAUGGAAAGAAGUCUGCUGAGCAAAAUGAGGAAACCAAUUGCAGCAACGAUGGCACUGAUCAGUUCCCAGAAACAUUCACUGUCAAGGUUGAAGAUUCAUCUUUAUCCCCAAAUGGACAUAGUGUGCCCUCAAGUGCAGCUGAAAUGGAUCUCAAAAGCAUGAGUGAACUCAAAUUGAAUUUGGAUCAGUCAACUAUGAAAAAGUCACCAUCAAAGCGGAAGAUGUCAACCCCAUAUCGCAACACCUCUGAUCAAGACUCGUGCUUCAUCUUACCAAAACCAUUGCAGAGUCCCAAGAAAAUAAACCAAGAAGAACAAUUUGACGACUUUGACAUUCUCCAGUUUAAGGACCCCAACAUGAACUCUUUUGACGAUGUUGUCAAGGAUGAAAAACAAAACAUAAUUUAUACCUAUAGCAGAAGAAUGUCCAUGAGGGGUGCUCUGCAGGCAUCUAAAAUGUUGUUUGAUAAAAUAAAGACUGAGGAGCAAGAACAAACUGACCCUGAAAUCAAGGAAGAGUGCAUAGAAACAGAAGUAUGUGAAGAAACCUUUGAAUCCCACCAAAUACCACUGAGUGAAUCUUUCUCAGAAGAUUUAUCAGAGUCGGAAUCGGACCAAAAGAACUGUCCAUACUGUCCCGCUGUCUUUGAGUCAGGUGUUGGAUUAUCCAAUCAUGUCAGAGGACAUCUUCAUAGGGUUGGAUUGACCUACAAUGCACGCCAUGUAGUGCCUCCCGAGCAGGUGGCUUCUCAAGAUAGGAGGCCACGAAUUCGCCGGAAGAUCACAGCAUUCCGGAGAUUGAAAAAAGCAUUACAGAUGGAGUCCGAUUCUGGGACUGUGAGGAGUAUUCACUCCUGUCCAUUAUGUGGAGAUUCAUUUGAUAACAGGACUGGGCAGUCCAACCACAUAAGAGGCCACCUCAAAAAGCUUGGUAAAAGCUUUUCAUCAAAGACCAAAUCCCCAUUAAUUUUACUCCGGGAGUUGAUGCGAGACAAGAAGGAAUUCCAGCGGGCACUUCAAAUUUUGGGAAAGAGACGGAUCCAUUACCAAUAUGGUGGUUCACCAAAGCUGUCCAGUGUUGAUCGUUUCACGCCAUCCCCCAUUGGAUUCCCAAAAAGUCCUUCUAUUCCAAGAGUUUGCAAUGAUGCCAAACCACUGAUGUCCACAUUUUCUUUAGCUGAAAUGGAUUCUGAAGAAAGUCAACAAGAGACAAAGUUGGAUGUCAAAAAUUCACUCUCAGGCACAACUGCCUUGAUAGGAAUUCUGAAGAGGAGGAAGUGUCAGGAUGACGCCAGACCAAAGGGGUCCUCUCAGAUGUCCAAAAACACAUUAACGGUUUCUUCAAACAGUGAGCACACUUCAGCUUCACUGCCAAACUCAAUAUGUGAGAAAGGUGAAUUCAACAGGAAGGUGUGUGAGCAUUGCAAUGCAACUUUCCACAGUGGAGUCAGCUUGUCCAAUCACCUACGGGCUUAUGCAAAACGAAAGAGGACUGCCUUACUUGAGGGAAGCGCAUUUGACUGUAAAGUGAGGAGGCAGCGCUCGAGGCCUGGCUCGAAGAAGAAGACACUGCCCUUACCACAAACUCCAGAGGAAAUGUACAGACUCACCUGCAGGUUCUGCGACCUCGUCUUCCAAGGUCCCUUGUCGGUCCAGGAGGACUGGAUUAAACAUUUACAGAGACACAUUAUGAACACUAGUGUCCCUCACACUGGGCUCGGCAUGGUCGAGGUCACCUCGCUGCCCAAGGACUCCCAAGCUCUCGAGAUUGACCAAGACAGCUCUUUGACAGCCACACAUGCUGCCUCAUGAAGCCAAUGGGGAUCCUUUUAGAUUUCACUAGACUGUAUGUGUAUGUGCAUUGGAUGU
Molecule: messenger RNA, 4033 nt
Organism: Paralichthys olivaceus (Japanese flounder)
Lineage: Eukaryota; Metazoa; Chordata; Actinopteri; Pleuronectiformes; Paralichthyidae
Gene: znf644a
Product: zinc finger protein 644a
Biological process (GO): regulation of transcription by RNA polymerase II
Cellular component (GO): nucleus
Molecular function (GO): DNA-binding transcription factor activity, RNA polymerase II-specific; RNA polymerase II cis-regulatory region sequence-specific DNA binding
Source: RefSeq, a predicted model, not a curated record